UUUUGUUUAUCUUUACAUUUGGAUGUUGAUUUUGUAUUUUGAUUUUUCCUUAAUUGUCAAUGUAAUUUUUUGGACAACAAUUGUUACUCAACUAGAUUUGACUGUGAUGGACAAUCUUUGUGUUAAAUAGUCUAUAUCCAAGUAUAAUUUACCUGGUUUAUCAUAUCAUUUUCCGUUCUGUCCUGGUCAUAUAAACGCCUCCUUGUUAUUGUUUCAAUUGAUAUUCAUAAAUAACUUGAAUCAAUAAAUGGCUGCCAAAGAAGUGAUUGGAUCAUUAAUUAAUGAAUUAACUGAUUCUGUCCUCCAUAAAUAUGGAUCAUUUUUAAAUGAUUUUGAUUGCAAACUAGAGGAGCUUCAUAAAGUUAAUUUACAAUACACUUAUAGUUCAAUUGACUAUGGACCUUACAAUAAUCCAGGCCUGGAAGAAUCUGUUCAUGAAAGAACUGAAUUUAUUGAGUUGUUACGUACCUGUGGUAACAUGGAACUGAAUCGAGUCUUAUUGGUAUUGUCAUCUCUUUGCCGUGAAAUGAGUGAUUUAUCACAUAUUGGAUUGAAAGAAUUCAUUCAAAUAAUAGCUUUGUAUGGAGAAGAUAAGAAGAAGCAAAGUUGGAAAGAAGAAGAUUCCAAUUUAACCAAAGAUUCCAAAGAUGAAGCUGGUGAAGAGCUUUUUUCCAUGUCAAGACUUUUACCGAUUCUUUUCAAACUUCUCUGUUAUAUCAAGAGAUGUUGCGAAGUAGUUCGUAAUCUGACUAUUCAAAUGCAAGAACUUUUCACAAAAAAUGGUAAAAGAACUAAUAACAAAUCGAGUAUCGAAGUCAAUGAUGUUCGAUUUGAUGCUUUAUUCCAACAUUUGGGACAAUUAGCGGUUACUAUUGUUAAUAUCGAGGAAUUGUUAUGUAAUCAAACAGUAUUACGUAAAGAUUUUGUUAACUUUAAAAGGACUAUGGAAAUUAUCACCGCCAAAUAUGAUGAAUUUCAACUGGAAGCUUAUGAUCAUCAAAAGAUGAAGAUUCUUCAUGCUUUAACCAUUCAAAUUGAGAAGGAAAUAAUUGAUGGGAAUAUUUUCCGUCAACUAAUUGAAGCAAUUAACAGUGCAACCAGUGAACCAAUACCCACUAAUUUAAUCAUUUGUGAUCAUCUUGCUUUGUAUAUCAAAAAUGCUGUUCAAUUUCAUGAAGGAGACACAAAUCCAAUCAAAGAUGAUAAAAAAUGGUUAGCAAUCAAUACCCUGUUGAUUAUUUAUAUUCGAGUGGCUAAACGUGAUGAUAGAAAACUAAUUAAAAUGGUUUUCGAGUCUCAAAAGAAGAUAAAUUGUCUUUAUAUUCAUCUGAAAGGAAAUUGUACCAUUUUUCCCGAUAAACUAAUGGCCAAACAUCUCUCCAAAGCUCGAGUGGAAAAAAAGACAAUCGAUUAUUUCAAACAGAUGAGAGAUAAUACUCUGAAAAUGAACCUCAUUGAUAAAGUAAAAACUCUCAACGUUCGGGUUAACCUUUGGAUGGUAAAAUUUGACGAUCUAUUGGGCGACGUUGAAGAUUCAACGCAAGAUUUUAUCGAAGCCUUACACAAACAGUUCAAAGUGAUCGAAGAAGGACUUGAUUUGGCUCUUCAAUGUUCAUCAAUUAGUAAAAAUUUUAUUCACCAGCACAAUUAUGCCAAUAAAUCAUUUUCCAGAUCAGAUUUAAAUUGUAUUUGUAAACUAGUUGCCAUUUUAAAAGGUAUUGAGCUGACUUAUUUACGGAGAAAAGGUGAAAUCCUUCAAAUUCUGGCUCGAUCAACUCAAUAUAAUUCCUACCUCAUUCUUGGUGCUUUAACUUCAUGUAAAAAGCGUCUGAUUGGUGAAGUUAAAAAAUACUCUGAGAAAAAAUUGGACGUUCUUUCCGCGAUCAUUUUGGGCUCGAACUGUAUCCAUGGACCAAUAUUAUGUUCUGAGAGACAAAUUUUAGCAUCACUAUGUUUCUCAAUGGCUAAUCAAUCGAUGAAUGAAAGUGAAUUGGCCAAAGUUUAUUCUGGUUUUAAGCUCAUUCGAAGUUUUUGUUUAGUAUUUAAAAGACUUCAAGAUUGGACUAAUUGUGAUUUCAUCUUUUUUAAUCGCCAUCAUAUUGGUAACUAUUUCCGACACUCUGUCAACUAUGAGCUUAACAAUAUUUUUGAACUUCGAUAUUUUUUCCAAUCUUUUACUGAUUUUGUGCCACUUAUUGAAAACGCCUUUAUCUAUGAUGACAAAAAGCGAGAUGGAUUAAUGAAAAGUAUCGAUGAUGAGCUAUAUUAUUACUUUAAGACAAAUUAUUUGGAUAAAUUGUGCAGCCUAUUGGAAGAGCAAUUGCGAAAUGAAGUUUCCGGAAAUUGUCUUGGUGAAAAUCGUACGAGCUUAGAGAUGAAUCCAUUCAAAAAUUCAAUACCCAACUUAUCUGUUCUCAUCUCAUGUGAACCUUUCAAAAUUUUAACUCGAAUGAUCUCAAUCAAAGAAUAUAUCGAACAAUAUUUAAACGAAAUGGCUUAUAAUAGUACUACUAAUGCACUUUAUGAAUGUAAAACCUACGAAUCAAUGUUACUUUUGGCUCGACAUAAAUAUCAUUUGGAUCUUUUAGAAAGUCAAUUGCCGACACAAACAUUGGAACAAGGACUGGAUGUGCUUGAAGUUACUCGAAAUAUUCACAUAUUUGUUUCUCGAUACCUUUAUAAUUUGAACAAUCAAAUGUUCAUUGAAAAAUCAUCUGAAAAAAUUCAUCUCAAUGUUUUACUGAUUCGCCAUGUUGCCAAUUCAAUACAAACCCAUGGUUUUGGAAUCAUAAACACUGCUGUUAAUUUUACUUAUCAAUUUCUCAAAAGGAAACUCUAUUCAUUUUCACAAUUUCUUUUUGAAGAUCCACUCAAAUCAAGAUUAAUCAAAGAUCUUAAACACUUUCGCCAAUCAAAAGAUGGUAAAUUUCCUUACGAAAGAGCCGAUGCUCUAGUUAAAGGUAUUCGAAAAUUGGGAUUAACCCCUGAAGGUUACACGUUACUUGAUCGAUUUCGCCUUUUAAUCACCGAGAUUGGUAAUGCUCUUGGAUUCGUUCGGAUGCUACGAAGUGGUGCCUUACAUUGUAGCUCGGCUUCCGUUAGUUUUGUACCUGAUCUGGAAGAAUUGAAUAGCAUCUCUUUCAAAUCAAUGGUCCUAGAAGAUGGUUUUGGAAAUGAGUGUCUAAAAUCCGCUCAGAAUUUAGAUAACAUUUUACAAACAUUGAAUCGUAAUUUCAGUGAAUCAACUGAUUACUACAGUCUUUUAGUCCAAGUUUUCCAAGAGAUACUCAAAGGAAAGGACAAUUAUCACCUUCGAAAAUUUUAUGUCAUUCUCCCAGCGCUAACAUUAAAUUAUGUCGAAAACAGUAUUAUAAGCAAGGAGAAAAUGACUCGAAAAAAUAAAACUGGAGCUGCUUUUACCGACGACGGAUUCCCAAUGGGUGUCGCUUAUAUCCUAAAGCUUUUGGACCAACACUACGACUUUGAUACUUUACAAUGGUUCGCAUCGGUUAACGGAAACAUCAAGAAAGAAAUGGACCAAGCGCUGAACGUGCGUUCAUCAAAUUCAUCGGUUACAAUUGACGAUAAAUUAUCGCAAACAUUGAAAUUAACAGAGAAACGUUUAGAUAUGUUACAAAAGGAAUUUAAUAUUUUGAAUUAUAGCUUAACCAGUUGUCGAAUAUUGUUCAAAGCCACUAAUCAUGGCACUCGAGAUUAAUUCUAAUCGUGGGAUCAUCAAAGAGAUUUUUAUUUAUCUAUUGUUAACAUUAAUCAAGAUUUCUAUUCAUUCAAAUCUCUGUGAUAUUAUUGGAAACAAUUAACUCCAUCAAAGUUGUCAAUAAACUUGUAAUGACAAUUAAACGACUAAAAUAAAAGUAUUUCUUCAAUUUAAUUAAAA
Panonychus citri (citrus red mite) is the source of this 3898-nucleotide messenger RNA. It is a transcript of the gene SWIP, whose product is annotated as WASH complex subunit 4-like. The transcript is spliced from 3 exons. Lineage: Eukaryota; Metazoa; Arthropoda; Arachnida; Trombidiformes; Tetranychidae. Bases 248 to 3718 code for a protein of 1156 amino acids. Gene Ontology annotation, cellular component: endosome; WASH complex. Gene Ontology annotation, biological process: endosome organization; endosomal transport. The record is from RefSeq and is a predicted model, not a curated record.